Chrysochloris asiatica (Cape golden mole) is the source of this 978-nucleotide messenger RNA. Its product is annotated as keratin-associated protein 10-7-like. The transcript has 4 exons. The record is from RefSeq and is a predicted model, not a curated record. Gene Ontology annotation, cellular component: keratin filament. NCBI's taxonomy places the organism in Eukaryota, Metazoa, Chordata, Mammalia, Afrosoricida, Chrysochloridae. The coding region runs from base 1 to 978 and encodes 325 amino acids.
AUGUCUGCCUCCACCGUGUCCAUCUGCUCCAGUGACCUGAGCUAUGGCAGCCGUGUCUGCCUGCCUGGUUCCUGUGAGUCUUGUACCGGCUCCUCCUGGGAGGUGGAUGACUGCCCUGAGAGCUGCUGUGAACCUUCCUGCUGUGCUCCUGCUCCCAGUCUUUCUGCUGUCUGCACCCCAGCCUCCUGUCUGACUUUCAUCUGCACUCCCAUGAGCUGUGGGUCCAGCCCCUGCCAAUCCACCUGCACCAGCUCCUGUGAGCCUUCCUGCUGCCAGCAGUCUAGCUGCCAGUCAUCCAGCUGCACAUCCUCCCCCUGCCAGCAGGCCUGCUGUGUGCCUGUCUGCUGCAAGCCUGUCUGCACCCCUGUGAGCUGUGGGUCCAGCCCCUGCCAAUUGGUCUGCACCAGCUCCUGUGAGCCUUCCUGCUGCCAGCAGUCUGACUGUCAGCCAUCCUGCUGCACAUCCUCCCCCUGCCAGCAGNCCUGCUGUGUGCCUGUCUGCUGCAAGCCUGCCUGCUGUGUGCCUGUCUGCUGCAAACCUGUCUGCACCCCUGUGAGCUGUGGGUCCAGCCCCUGCCAAUUGGUCUGCACCAGCUCCUGUGAGCCUUCCUGCUGCCAGAAGUCUGACUGUCAGCCAUCCUGCUGCACAUCCUCCCCCUGCCAGCAGCCCUGCUGUGUGCCUGUCUGCUGCAAGCCCGUCUGCUGUGUGCCCGUCUGCUGCAAGCCUGUCUCCUGCAAGCCUGUCUGCUAUGUGCCUGUGUGCUGUGGAACCUCCUCCUGUUCAUCCUCCUCAAGCUGCCAGCCUUCUCCCUGUGCCCCUUCCUGCUGCAAACCCUCCUCCUCAAUGUCCCUCAUCUGUAGCCCUGUGUGCAAGCCCGCCUGCUCUGCCCCUGCCUCAUCCUGUAUGUCACUGCUCUGCCGCCCUAUGUGCUCCCGCCUGGCCUGUUGUGGUCCCUCCUCCAGCCAGAAGUCCUGCUGA